This is a messenger RNA of Cynara cardunculus var. scolymus (artichoke), 3000 nucleotides long. RefSeq lists its product as uncharacterized. NCBI's taxonomy places the organism in Eukaryota, Viridiplantae, Streptophyta, Magnoliopsida, Asterales, Asteraceae. Gene Ontology annotation, molecular function: protein binding. The record is from RefSeq and is a predicted model, not a curated record. The transcript has 10 exons. Bases 230 to 2818 code for a protein of 862 amino acids.
GAUAGAUACAAAAAUAUUUUAGAGAGAGACAAAGAGAAGGUAUUCAAAGAAGGAAGAGAGAGAGAGAGAGCUUCUUGUGUCUCUUAUUUUGGUCGUGGCGGAUUCCAUUAGCAGCAGCCUAUCACUCCUCUUUCGUUCCAGUUUGAACUGACACAUACUACUGUGCGAGAGAGACCUGCAAACGGUGGUGGCGGCGGCGGUCACGGUAGUGUUAGAUCUGACAACACGUAUGGGUAGCAGAGGCGGCGGAGGGAGUAAUGGGGGAGGAUCACAAGGAAUACCAGCGGCGUCAAGGAAGAUGGUACAAAGUUUGAAGGAGAUAGUAAACGGAGUCCCGGAAGCCGAGAUCUACUCCACGCUUAAAGAUUGUAAUAUGGACCCUAACGAAGCCGUUAAUCGUCUCCUCUCUCAAGAUACUUUUCAUGAGGUGAAGAGCAAACGAGAAAAGAAAAAAGAGUUCAAGGAUACAACAGAACCCAGACCUCGUGGUGGUGGUAGCACUUCAACUCGUGGGGCUAGAAGUGGUACAGACCGAUAUGGUGGACGUAGUGGAUCAACCCAGUUCAACUCUUCUGAGUCUGGUGGAUUGCAUGGGAAACCUACAUACAAGAGGGAAAAUGGGAUGAGUUCUUAUGCAGCUUCAACCGCUCCAGUUUCUAAAGCGGCACCACGUAAUGCAAAUUGGCAUCAGUCAACUUUCAGUGAUGCUCAAGGCCCUGAACUUGAAGUGCCAACUUUUAAUGGAGUUGAUGGUGUAUCAGUUUCACAGCCAUCUUCUGGAUAUCAAUCUGCUUGGUUGGGUGCUUCUGGUCAAAAAUCAAUGGCUGACAUUGUUAAAAUGGGUAGGCCACAGAACAAGGGUUAUAGCACUUCAAACCCAUCUCAGCAAAGUAUCAAUCAACAACUUGCUCCUCCACCCCCACCCAACGUGUCACGGCAUGAGUUGCCUUCUGAGGACUAUGCUUCCCAAGUGCCAGAGAUACAUCCCGACUAUGGUGUUGCUGCUGACCAGUAUGCUUCUCCUGAUAAUGAAUGGCCCUCUAUUGAGCAACCACAGGCUGUUGGUGUGCACUCUGUACUGGAUAAUCAUGCAGAAUCUGGGUUCAAUUCUGGUCAAUCAAGCUUGCCCUUUGAAAGAAGCAACCAGUAUCAAGGGUAUGAGACCAAUGAGGUUGAGGAACAAGAUGAAAGUUGUUCUGAAGAUGAUAUCGAGAACAAUGUCGGACCUGCUUCUAUUCCUAGUAGGAAAACGCAGGAGGAUACUUCUGUGACUGCACCCCUUUAUGACAAUGACUCUUACGGGAACAUGGACUCCUACCACCCUCAUGAUGCUGCUUGUGAGCACAAGGAAGUAGAAGAAGGUGAUCCCCCUAUUUCAUCGGUGAGUGCAAAUAUACAGAAUCUAAGUAUACAGGAAGAGAAGCACAUGGAAGAACCUGAAGAGGAUGGCCCUUCUGUAGUGAUUCCGAAUCAUCUGCAAGUUCAUACUGCUGAUUGCUCACACCUAAGUUUUGGGAGCUUCGGAGCAAGCAUGAAUUCUGGCUUUUCUGGACCUUUUGCAUCUCGGACAUUGAUGAACAACAUAGAAGAGGCACCUGCAGAACCAGUUACUUCAUCUGUUGACCACUCUGAAAACACAAAUCUUGAGUAUUAUGAGGAUGGGUCUACAAGAACAUCAGAGAGCAAUCUAGUUCAAAGAACAGGAGCAAGUGCCGAAAAUUAUGAUUUGCCUUCUGCUUCACAAAGUGCGGUGUUGAAACAAGAGGAUCCUGAAGUGAUACACGGGAAUCAAUAUGGGUUUCCUCCGUCGACACAUGCCCAUACAUUUAAUGCUCCCCAGUUAUUGAACUCUUCUUUUCCUCAAUCUCAGACACCUGCACAGACUCAAAUUUCUACUCCCUUUUUGAAUGUCAUGCAGGGUGCUCACACAAACUCAUUACCAAGUACGUUGUUGGCAGCGAAUGGUCAUCCUGUCAGAGAAUCUGAUCUGUCAUACUCACAAUUUUCAGUUGGUCAAUCUUUGCCUACUAGGUAUGGCAACUCGGUAUCUUCCAUCAGCGAUCCAACCAUAUCUAUGACCGAGGCUUUAAAGACCGUGGGACUUUCGUCAUCUCAACCAGCACAACAUACUCCAGCAGGAAACACUCUUCCUACAGGACCUACUCUUCCACAACACCUUGCUGUGCACCCUUACUCCCAACCUACUCUUCCUUUGGGAGCUUAUGCCAACAUGAUCAGCUAUCCGUUCUUGCCUCAAAGUUAUACAUAUAUGCCAUCUGGUUUUCAGCCAGCGUUUGCCGGGAAUAGCACAUAUCAUCAACAGUUGGCAGCCAUUCUUCCUCAGUACAAAAAUAGUGUUUCUGUCAGCAGCUUGCCGCCUCAAUCUGCUGCCGUUGCUUCUGGUUAUGGUUCAUUUGGCAAUUCAACACCAAUUCCUGGAAACUAUCAAGUCAACCAACCUGCAGGCCCUGCAGGAUCCACCCUAAGUUAUGAAGAUGUAUUGAAUGCCCAUUACAAAGACAACAAUCAGUUGCUCUCUCUUCAGCAGCAGAAUGAGAACUCUCCAAUGUGGGUUCAUGGAGGUGGUUCGCGGGGUGUUCCAGCCAGUGCGUAUUACGGGUUGCAGAGUCAGAACCAGCAGCAGGCGAGUGGGUUCAGGCAAGGUCAGCAGAGUUACGGUGGAGCAGGUCUUAACUACCAAGAUUUCUUCCAUUCCCAGGGUGGUGGGGAACAUCAGAAUCCUAAUCCUAGAGGAGGAGAGGGUUCACAGGGCCAACCAAAACUCCAGUCGCAACAACUAUGGCAAAACAGCUACUGAUCAAGGGUUUUUUCAGAGUUGUAUCUUACUACUACUACUACAUACUUGAUCGUCCGAGUGAGUUGACUCAGUUUUAACGCGUGUGAGCUGAUGAUUCUGGUUAGUUUAUUUCGUGGGUGUAUUUUUCCAUAAAUUUUCUAGAUGUAACCCCUUUUUAUCAAUUAUCACCGUCGUUUGGUUCA